AUGGCUGAGGAAAAAGGUUUGGAAGGUAAAGUAAACACUGAGCAGGCCACAACAUCAAUGAGCGAGCCACAAGUCGAGGAGUUAGAGGAAGCUGUGGAGAAAAGCAAGAAGAAAGAGGAAAGCACUAAUACAUUGCCAUUUUACAAGCUUUUCUCCUUUGCUGACUCCAUUGACUACCUAUUAAUGUUUGUGGGCGUAAUUGCUGCUGCUGGAAAUGGAGUCUGUAUGCCCCUCGUGACCGUAGCAUUUGGAGAUGCAGUAAAUGCAUUUGGAGAUAAUAGUGUUAACACCAAAGAAGUGGUUCAUGAAGUUUCCAAGGUGUCUCUGAAGUAUGUAUACUUGGCUUUAGGGUCAACUGUCGCUGGAUUUCUUCAGGUGGCUUGCUGGAUGGUUACCGGAGAGAGACAAGCUGCAAAAAUUAGAAGUUUAUACUUAAAGACAAUUUUGAAGCAAGAAAUUGGGUUCUUUGAUAAGGAAAUUGAUACAGGAGAAAUUGUUGGGAGAAUGUCAGGUGACACAGUUCUUAUUCAGGAUGCCAUGGGUGAGAAGGUUGGAAAAUUCCUGCAGCUAAUUCUAACGUUUAUUUCAGGUUUUGUUAUAGCAUUUGUCAAGGGAUGGAAACUCACCAUCGUCAUGUUAUCUUCUAUUCCUCUUCUUGUCCUCUCUGGUGCACUCAUGGCUAUUUAUAUAUCAAAGCUUGCAUCCCGUGGACAAACUGCUUAUUCACUUGCAGCAACUGUGGCAGAGCAGACAAUUGGUUCAAUCAGAACUGUUGCAUCAUUUACUGGGGAGAAACAGGCUAUAGCUAAAUAUCACAAAUCUUUGACCAAAGCUUACAAGUCUGGUGUUCAAGAGAGCUUGGCUGCAGGGUUGGGUUUUGGAGUGGUCACAUUUAUUGUAUUCUCCAAUUAUGCUUUGGCUAUAUGGUUUGGUGCAAAACUAGUGAUAAAUGAAGGAUAUAAAGGAGGAGACAUUGUUAGUAUUGUUUUUGUGGUGUUGACUGGAUCUUUGUCUCUAGGACAGGCAUCUCCAUGCUUGACUGCAUUUUCUGCUGGUCAAGCUGCAGCAUAUAAAAUGUUUGAUGUAAUUGGUAGGAACCCACAAAUAGAUGCUUGUGACACCUAUGGGCGCACAUUAGAUGAUAUUCAUGGAGAUAUAGAAUUAAAAGAUAUUUAUUUCAGCUAUCCUGCUAGACCAGAAGAGCAAAUAUUCGGUGGAUUUUCCAUCUCAAUACCUAGUGGCUCUACCACAGCUUUGGUUGGAGAGACCGGAAGUGGGAAAUCUACAGUUAUAAGUUUGAUUGAGAGAUUUUAUGAUCCACAAGCUGGAGAAGUUCUAAUUGAUGGUAUUAACAUUAAAGAGUUUCAGCUAAAGUGGAUUAGACAAAAAAUAGGCCUUGUCAGCCAGGAACCUGUGUUGUUCAGUUGUAGCAUUAAAGAGAAUAUUGCCUAUGGGAAGGAGAAUGCGACUACUGAAGAAAUCAUGGCUGCUGCAGAGUUUGCCAAUGCUGCUAAGUUCAUAGAUAAACUGCCUCAGGGAUUAGACACGACGGUUGGCGAGCAUGGUUCUCAGCUAUCUGGGGGCCAAAAGCAGAGAGUUGCCAUAGCCAGAGCCAUUAUUAAAAACCCAAGAAUUCUGCUUUUAGACGAAGCUACUAGUGCUCUUGAUACAGAAUCAGAAAGGAUCGUGCAAGAGGCAUUGGAUAGGGUCAUGAUCAAUAGGACAACCGUUAUUGUAGCCCAUCGAUUGAGUACUGUAAGGAAUGCUGAUAUGGUCGCUGUUAUUCACCGGGGGACAAUUGUUGAAAGAGGUUCGCAUUUGGAGCUAACCAAGGAUACUGAUGGAGCAUAUUCUCAGCUUAUAAGAAUGCAGGAAAUGAAUGCAGUGCCAGAAUACAGUGUUCUAAAUGACACAGAGAAGCCUGAAAUCAUUGUGGAUUCUGAAAGACAUUCUAGUCAACGGUUUUCUUUCUUGCGAACCUUAAGCCAGGGGUCAUCUGGAAUUGGAAAUAGUAGUCGUCAUUCAUUCUCAGUUCCAUUUGGUGUGCCAACUGGAAUCAAUGUCCCAGAAACAGCAUCAACUGAACCAUCUACUCUUGGCUCUGCAUCAUCAGCACCACCUCCAAAAGUGCCACUGCAUCGCUUAGCCUAUCUUAAUAAGCCAGAGAUCCCAGUGUUGCUGCUAGGUUUGUUGGCUGCAGCAGCCAAUGGUGUAAUAUUACCUUUCUUUGGAGUAUUAGUCUCCAGUAUGAUCAAAACUUUCUUUAAGCCGGCAGAACAACUCCGAAAGGAUGCAAGAUUUUGGGCAUUCAUGUUUCUUGGUCUGGCCUCAUUGUCUUUGUUGGUUAAUCCGCUGAGGUCAUAUUUUUUUGCAGUGGGGGGUUGUAAAUUGAUUAAAAGGAUCAGAUCAAUGUGCUUUGAAAAAGUGGUUUACAUGGAAGUAGGCUGGUUUGAUGAACCUGAGCACUCAAGUGGUGCAAUUGGAGCAAAGCUUUCAGCAGAUGCAGCCUCAGUGAGAAGUCUGGUUGGAGAUGCACUUGGUCUGCUAGUUCAAAAUAUUGCAACAGCAGUUGCUGCUUUAGUUAUUGCUUUUGAAGCAAGCUGGCAACUGGCCUUAAUCAUCCUUGUCAUGCUACCUCUUCUAGGACUUAAUGGAUAUGUUCAGAUGAAAUUCAUUGAAGGUUUCAGUGCAGACACUAAAAAAAUGUACGAGGAAGCAAGUCAAAUUGCAAAUGAUGCAGUAAGGAGUAUUAGAACCGUUGCUUCUUUUUGUGCUGAAGAGAAGGUGAUGGAACUUUACAAAAAGAAAUGUGAAGGCCCUGUGAAGACAGGAAUAAGAGACGGGUUGAUAUGUGGAUUUGGAUUUGGACUAUCUUUCUUCUUGCUUUACUCUGUCUACGCUGCUAGUUUUUAUGCUGGAGCCCGACUUGUUGAGGUUGGCAACACAACAUUUGUUGAGGUUUUUCGAGCGUUCUGUGCUCUCAGUAUGGCAGCUGUUGGAGUUUCUCAAUCAAGCUCCUUCGCUCCUGAUGCCGGCAAAGCAAAAAGCGCUGCAGCUUCUGUGUUUGCAAUUCUUGAUCAGAAAUCAAAAGUAAAUUCCAACGAUGAUUCUGGUAUAGUAAUAGAAAAUCUUAAAGGAGAAAUCGAGUUUCGACAUGUGAGUUUUAAAUAUCCCAUAAGACCUGAUAUUCAAAUUUUCAAGGAUCUAUCCCUGGCUAUUCAUGCUGGCAAGACAGUUGCACUGGUCGGAGAAAGUGGCAGCGGGAAAUCAACAGUGAUCUCAUUGUUGCAGAGAUUUUAUGACCCAGAUUCAGGUCAAAUAACAGUAGAUGGAAUGGAAAUUCAAAAGCUGCAGGUGAGGUGGUUAAGACAGCAGAUGGGAAUGGUAGGGCAGGAGCCUGUGUUAUUCAAUGACAGUAUCAGAGCCAAUAUAACAUAUGGAAAGGAAGGGAAUGCAACAGAGACUGAAAUUUUAGCUGCAUCAGAGUUGGCGAAUGCCCACAAGUUCAUCAGUAGCUUACAACAGGGUUAUGAAACAAGAGUUGGAGAAAGAGGGGUCCAGUUGUCCGGCGGACAGAAGCAACGAGUGGCCAUUGCAAGAGCUAUAGUGAAGGCACCGAAAAUCCUACUUCUAGAUGAAGCGACCAGUGCUCUGGAUGCAGAAUCUGAACGACUAGUUCAAGAUGCGCUGGAUAGAGUUAUGGUGAAUAGAACGACGGUGGUGGUAGCCCAUCGAUUAUCUACAAUCAAGAAUGCUGAUAUGAUUGCUGUGGUAAAAAAUGGAGUGAUUGCAGAGAAAGGAACGCAUGAAACUUUGAUAAAUAAGGACGGUAUUUAUGCUUCCAUUGUGGCAUUACAAACAAGCGCUUCAUCCAAAAAUUCAAACAAUCCAGGCAAAGUUAAUAACGUUGGUACAUGAUCGCCAUCUGAAAAUCACUUUCAACAACUGCUCUUGUUUCUGAAAACAGGAUUGGCGAUUAUUAAAGAUCAGGAAUUCAAGCCUGAAGCCAGCAGGUUAAAUGUCUGUAACCCCAGACAACAACUAUAUUACAUAUAUGCAAACUGAGCCCUCCUUUCUUCAUUUAUUGAUGAUUGAGCUUAUAUGCGAUGCAAUGUCAUAUGUCCUAGGCAAAUGGAUUUCUCAAAUAAACCAUCUUGGCU
Molecule: messenger RNA, 4160 nt
Organism: Hevea brasiliensis (rubber tree)
Lineage: Eukaryota; Viridiplantae; Streptophyta; Magnoliopsida; Malpighiales; Euphorbiaceae
Product: ABC transporter B family member 11
Exons: 12
Coding region: 1-3918 (1305 amino acids)
Biological process (GO): transmembrane transport
Cellular component (GO): membrane
Molecular function (GO): ABC-type transporter activity; ATP binding; ATP hydrolysis activity
Source: RefSeq, a predicted model, not a curated record